CCCUUCCGCUGCCUCAAAACCAGCCGCAUGGAGACGACUCCGCUGACCCCUCCUCCUCCCUCUUCUUUCCCCGCCGAGCCCGUUUAUUAUUAAAAACCGCUGGAACCGCGACCGCCUCGCCCGCUUCUGGCAGCAGAGCAAUUCGAGCUAAACCUCGGAACAUCCCCCACCCGCGAGCGCGACACGCCCAAGGCCGCGCCCCCGCACCAUGGCGUCGCACAUCAUCCUGCCGCCGGACGACGCCGACGAGAACCACCACCACCCCCAGGAGGAUGGGGAGGAGCGGGAGGAGGAGCUGGGGCGCGACGACGGGGACGAGGAGCGGGAGCACGCGUCCCCCGAGCGGCCGCCCAAGGCGGCGCUGCCGUUCUCGGCCACGUGCGUGCGGAUCUCCCGCGACUCCUACCCCAACCUCCGCGCACUGCGCAACGCUUCCUCCGUCAGCCUCGCCGACGCCGCGUACGUCAAGAUCUCCGAGGGCGACUUCGGGUACGUGCUCGACGACGUGCCGCACCUCACCGACUACGUCCCCGACAUCCCGACCUAUCCUAAUCCAUUACAAGAUCAUCCUGCCUAUUCAACUGUCAAGCAGUAUUUUGUCAAUGAAGAUGAUACUGUACCUCAAAAGGUGGUUGUACAGAAGAACAGCCGGCGUGGUGUUCACUUCCGUCGUGCCGGGCCUCGUCAGAGGGUCUAUUUUGGCCCCGAUGAAGUAAAAGCCUGCAUUGUAACUUGUGGAGGCCUCUGCCCUGGGCUUAACACUGUUAUCAGAGAACUGGUGUGUGGCUUGUCACACAUGUACAAUGUCAAUAACAUCUAUGGAAUACAGAAUGGAUAUAAAGGUUUUUAUUCUAGCAACUACCUUCCCCUGACACCAAAGAGUGUCAAUGACAUCCACAAAAGGGGUGGUACAGUUCUAGGGACAUCACGAGGUGGUCAUGAUACAAAAAAGAUUGUUGAUAACAUUCAAGAUCGUGGUAUUAAUCAGGUGUAUAUCAUUGGAGGAGAUGGAACUCAGAAGGGAGCAUAUGAGAUAUUCAAGGAAAUCCGAAAACGUGGCUUGAAAGUUUCUGUGGCUGGAGUCCCCAAGACAAUAGAUAAUGACAUUGCGAUUAUCGACAAGUCCUUUGGUUUUGAUACGGCUGUGGAAGAGGCCCAGCGAGCCAUUGAUUCAGCUCAUGUUGAAGCUUGCAGUGCUGAGAAUGGAAUAGGCUUAGUAAAACUGAUGGGUCGUUAUAGUGGGUUCAUUGCGAUGUAUGCUACUCUUGCUAGUCGAGAUGUGGACUGCUGUUUGAUUCCAGAGUCUCCAUUUUAUAUGGAUGGAGAAGGUGGAUUGCUUCAAUAUAUAGAAAGGAGGCUGAAAGAGAACAGGCACAUGGUUAUCGUUGUUGCUGAGGGAGCAGGGCAGGAUCUUAUUGCACAAAGUAUAGCCAAAUCAGAUCAACAAGAUGCAUCAGGAAAUAAGCUGCUUCUUGAUAUUGGUCUUUGGUUGACUCACAAGAUAAAGGAUUACUUCAAGAGCAAAAAGAUGGAGAUGACGAUUAAAUACAUAGAUCCUACAUACAUGAUCCGUGCCAUUCCAAGCAAUGCAUCAGACAAUGUUUACUGCACACUUCUGGCUCAUAGUGCUAUCCAUGGUGCAAUGGCAGGGUAUAGCUUCACCGUUGGAAUGGUCAACGGUAGACAUACCUUUAUACCUUUCUAUAGGGUGACAUCUACAAGGAACAAGGUUAGGAUCACCGACAGGAUGUGGGCGAGGCUGCUCUCAUCAACCAACCAGCCAAGCUUCUUGAGUCAGAAGGACAUCGAUGAAGCGAGCGAGGCCGAUAGGCUUGCCAACAGGCCACCAUUGCCAACGGGCGCCAGCCAUCGCGUGGCGAGCUCUUUUGAGCAGUCUGCAUCUACUUCUUCCAACGGAGAGAUCUAAGUGAUUGCUGGUGCACCCUGAAUGUGUACAGGAGCUGUUGAGCUUUGCCACGCUACCAAUUUUGCUUUUGAUAAGCAGAUGCCUGUGGAGGAGGCACUAUCCUGAUAACCCGAGCAAUAAAACGAAAACCGGUGAUGAAGCUGUACAUGACCUAUCUUGAAUUUGCUGCAGAGUAUUCAGUGUAAUGCCAUCAGUCGAUGAUUAUGUCUGCUCUUGAGUCUUACCUCCUGCACUGUUGUGUGUUGUCCGCUAAGGCCUCUGUAUUUAUUCACCAUGGGCCAUCGUCUACUAUGGCCCAUUUGAUGGUAAGUUCAUUACAGCCC
Setaria italica (foxtail millet) is the source of this 2250-nucleotide messenger RNA. Its product is annotated as ATP-dependent 6-phosphofructokinase 6. Gene Ontology annotation, molecular function: 6-phosphofructokinase activity; ATP binding. The record is from RefSeq and is a predicted model, not a curated record. Lineage: Eukaryota; Viridiplantae; Streptophyta; Magnoliopsida; Poales; Poaceae. The coding region runs from base 209 to 1927 and encodes 572 amino acids. The transcript has 14 exons. Gene Ontology annotation, cellular component: cytoplasm. Gene Ontology annotation, biological process: fructose 6-phosphate metabolic process; glycolytic process.